Molecule: messenger RNA, 1038 nt
Organism: Pecten maximus
Lineage: Eukaryota; Metazoa; Mollusca; Bivalvia; Pectinida; Pectinidae
Product: purpurin-like
Exons: 2
Coding region: 80-553 (157 amino acids)
Molecular function (GO): pigment binding
Source: RefSeq, a predicted model, not a curated record
GCCUGGUCAGUCGUCGACAUUAUCUCGUCAGUCAGGGACGAGUCAGGUAACAUAGGACAGUAUAGAACUUUUCUAAGAAAUGUUGCUCUUUGUUGCUGUCGUAUUUGCAGUGUGUGGCCUAAGCUAUGGCCAGCCGACCUGCAAGACGUUCGACUUUGAGAUGCAGUCUGAUUUCAACAUGACAGCGUUCGAAGGAUUCUGGUAUGUAGUGUCGUCCAAACGGCCUGGCUCCGUGUUCUGGAACGCCAUCGCUGGAGAGACGAUGAACAUGCAGCUACACUUUACCAUGUUACCGUUCGGCAGACUCGAAGUCAUGGCCAGUCGCAGUUCUUCCCCUCAUGGCUGUUUCUACAGUAUCCAUUCGGCAGUACCUGUUCCAGGAUCAAAUCUGACAAAAUUUGACUAUCUACAUACACAGUAUAAACUCCCCGGAGACUCCAUGUGGGUGGUCAGUACGGACUAUGACGGAUACGCCGUCACCUACGGUUGUGACGAGGUGCUGCCCGAGUCUGGUUACUGUGAUCCCCAGCAAAGAAGCCGUGUAUACACUUAACAGAAAGCAAAGCGGCCAUACUGAGAAACAAGACGUCAACAUCGAAAACGCGCUGAAUUCUGUAUGUGUUUCGGCAAGAACCCUAAAACCCAUGAGGCAACUAGGGGAAUGUACAUUCGACCCUGAACACUUCCCCCCUCCAGCUGUGACUACUCCAACACCACUUCCACAAGAAGCUGGCUUACACAAUGCAGGUACAUGGGCAAAUUUGAUAAGGAACAUGUUUGCACAAAACAACGGAACCGGAAGUCAGGGGAACUUCAUGCCGAAUAUGGGUAGGGGAUUCCCAUUUAACACUACUGCAUUGAACGUUCCGCCAGUGAACCACGACAUCGCCACCCACAUGAGACAGUGGUUGAAUUUGUUUGGAAAAUAGUGAUAUGGUAGAAAUCAUCAUGAACAAUUAAAUUCCAUUAUGAACAAAUGUUUAAAUGUUGUACUCAAAAUGUGAAUGUCUUUUUUUUAAUACAAAUGUUAAUAUUUUA